This is a messenger RNA of Trichoderma asperellum CBS 433.97, 849 nucleotides long. RefSeq lists its product as uncharacterized. Gene Ontology annotation, cellular component: peroxisomal membrane. Lineage: Eukaryota; Fungi; Ascomycota; Sordariomycetes; Hypocreales; Hypocreaceae. The record is from RefSeq and is a predicted model, not a curated record. Gene Ontology annotation, biological process: peroxisome fission.
AUGGCACUCCUGCGCCAAUUUAUUGCCUUCGGAACAGAUAAUGCCGGCAUUGAGCGAUCAUUACGCUUCGUCCAGGCUCUGGUCUCUCUCCUCGCCACAUAUCGGUUCUCUCAAGUAGCCGCAUUGCUGUCUCUAACGUCAACCAAGUUCCCACCGUCAACGUCAUUUCUGGAUUUGCGGGCGAAGAUCAACGUAACCAGGCGUCUCCUGCGUCUUUUCCGCUUCCUUGAGCAAUUCCAGCUGGGAUGGGAUUUGUAUUCUUCCAAGGUAUUGGAUUUUGAGACAUUGCUCGAUGUGCUCGGCAAAACAUGCCUGGGCCUCUAUGGCAUGCUCGAAUCAGUGACUCUGCUCGAUCUGCUAGAAGUAGACCAGCUGGAGAUAUUCGGUGCAGAGCAGACUGCUAAUUUAAAUCAUCAAGCUCAAGUCUUUUGGCUCAUCGCUUUAUGCAUCUCGCUGUUCCGCACUGGUGUUGCGCUGUUGCGCUGUCUUGGUAAACAAGCGGCGGCUCCUUAUGGGUCAUCCAAUCGCGACUCUCAAGAGAAGAGCUCCAGUGAAAAGAACGAGCAUCAGAAGGAAGAUGGGUCUGCGUCGGGAACACCAGGGGCGAAUCAACAGAAAGGAUCUGGGGAUCAAGUGGCACCGAAGGGCGGAGCGACGAUAUCCAAGGAGGCUGUCCCUUCGCUGAUGCUGAAGCUCGUAGCCGACACCAUGGACGUUCUCCUUCCAGCCACUGCUAUUGGGUUGUUCGAAGUUCAUCCUGCAGUGAUCGCACUGGCCAUGAUUAUCAGCACAGCAAUCACCGCCAACGACGUAUGGGCUAGGUGCGGUAAAGAGAUGCGGGGUCGCUAA